UUAAAAUCGUUAACGAUUAAUUUCUCAGACAAGCAGCUAAGUAUGAUAUCGUAAUUGAUCAAUGUGAUAUCGGAAUCAUCGAUUCUAAAAUUCGACUUAAUGACAAAUUUUGGUCAUGUAUAGUAUCGUUUGCGUAGAAAAGGAAAUUGUAAAGGAAUUGUAAAGAAAAAGAUAAAGACGAAAAUGAGCAAUUCGUGCAAGAUUCGAACCGUUUUCUGUUAUAUCGAUAUGGCCGAUACAUCGCGUGGUCCGCCAUGUUUUGCCGUUGAUUGUUAGCUUACCGCCAAUUUUUCCGUCUAGAGACUUAGGUUGUGUUAUACGCGACAUUACGGUCGCGUAGAAAGAGUGAGGGCAUCGCGUGUAUUCUCUAUGUGAAUGAAGAAGAUUCCGGCGAUCUUGGGAUUCACUCGUGACCGGGGAAACCUGUAAUGCUGACGUAAUUACAGCAUUAUCGCUAUGCCUGCCCGAUAUUGCUUCCUGUGCGCGAGUGACGAGGGUGUUUUCCUAGACAUUACGACGGAUAACCGCGAGACAUUUGUCGAUCAGGUCGAGAUAUGUCUGUCCAGCAAGGUUAACGAAAGCAUCAAACUUUCCAAUAAAAUAUGUUACAAGUGUGCGUACGAAUUAGAUCAGUGUACCAAAUUUGUGCAAAAAUAUAAGAAAUCACAUAAAUCUUCAAAAUCAGAAAACAACGCAUUGAUGCCAUGUUGUUGUUUGUGUCUCGAACAUGUAGAAAUAAAUCGUAUCUUUGAUAUUACCAAGGAUAAUCGUGCAAUAUUUAGUCCUUUACAGAAGAUCCGCAAGAUUUUCAAUGAAGAUCUUAAAGAAGACAGGGAUAAAUUGAUAUGUCUGCCAUGUCGAUAUAACUUGGAUGUAUUGUAUGAUUUGAGGAGAAUAUUCCAAGAAGCACUCAUCAAUUUAAAGGCUUUAAUUAAUGAAGAGAUAGACUAUUCAAAUUUUCCUAAAGUAUAUACAGAUGUUGUAAACCGUAAAACAACUAUUACUACGUUUCCAGAUAUUACAUUCUAUGAUCUAAUAAAUUCUGAUAGCGAAAAUAGUGAGAGUAUGGCACAUAAUAAGCGCGUUAAAAACCGCAAAAGGCAACCCAACGCUAAACGAAACGAUGCGAAACCAAAAAUCCGGAAAUGCGACGAGUGUCACAGUAUUGUCCCGAGUGGCACUGAUAUGUACAGAUUUCAUCGCACGCGUCAAACAGUAUGCAAAAAUUGUUGGGUAACGAUGGAUCCAAGUAAAGACAAAUUGAGACGACGAUCGCGACAGAUUGAAUCCAAUUUGGCAGAAACAAAACUAUGCGCAGUCUUUUUGACAGACGUGUUGGACAAAAAAUCAAGCAAGAAUAAGAAAGAACAUCAGAUUGAGAAAAAUGAAAAUAAUAAAUCAUAUGUAUCAGAUGACACUUCAAUAGAAGAUAGAUUGUUUGAGAGUAGUUGCUCAAGCCUCGUAUCUAAGUCAGAAAAUAAUAUUAUUAACAAUAACACAAAACAAGGAAAGAAACGGCAGAUUGAUAAGAAUGAAGAUGUCGAGAGCACACCAGUGAAAGUAACAAGAUUAAGCAAAAAACGUGCAAAUACAAAUGAAACAAAGGUAUCGUCUGAUGUAGAGCAGCAGUCUCCUAUGACGCGACAAGGACAAUAUAAAAGAACAAUCACUAUUAGUGAUUCGGACUCCGAUGUUUCUCUAUUGAAAUCAAACGAGAAAUCGGAUCGUACGAAAAAGACAGGGCUUUUGUCACCUUCCUCGAGAAAACCAGAUAGAAAGAAAUUGAGAACUAUUCUUGAAGGAGUAACUGCAAAUGUACGUUCGGAAACUACCGACGAGUCGUCCACCGAAGAUACGAAUGUAAAAAGAACGACAAAAGACGCUUCGAAUGCGCGUACAAACAAGGAAAAGAACAUUCGCAAAAGGAAGAGAUCGUCUUCUAUCUCUAGUACGGAAAUAACAUUGGAGGAAUUUAAAAGUCCGAAAUCUAUAACAUCGCCGGAAGUUAAGAAAAAUUGCCAUACAUGUGACACAUGUGGUAAGAAAUUUGACACCAAGUUAGCAAACGUGGAACAUGGUCUAACACAUCUCAUGCAAGCUUCGUUAAAAUUGGAAAGAGUAACUGUUUCAAGUAUUAAGAUGUUGAAAAUGAACUCUGAAGAAGAUAAAAUCUCCAAAGAAACAGAAGAAGCUUCAACUAAAACCGCAUCAAUUGAUAAACAUAUCGAUGAUUCAUUUGAAGAGAUCGCUAUUAAUGUUGUAGAUUCAGAUGAUGAAGAAAUCUUCUCUUUACCGAAAAAACAAAAAGAAAACGAUAAGGAAGCGGAGAAAGAAGCAAACAGUAAAGAUUGUAAUGAAACUGACAAACUAGAUGCAGAGAAUGUAGAGGAAUCUACAAAAUUAUGUGUGGAGGAAUCUACAAAAUUAUGUGUGGAGGAAUCUACAAAAAUUCAAAGUGAUGAGAAGAUUAUAGAAGAAUCUGAACAAUCAGAAUCAAUAGUUGUACUGAAAGAAACAGUAAUAGAACGAAGCAAAGAUAUAAAAGAAACAAAUACAAAGAAUAAAAAUAUUAGGAAUAAAGAUACAAAUAAUAUAGGUACAAAGGACAAAGAUAGAAGAACAUCAAUGGACAGAGACAUUGACGCAUCGAAAGAUGAAGACACAAAUGCACAGAAAGACACGUCUUCUAUAUCUAGAUUUUUAAAUUGUAAUACAUUAUGUACAAGUGUUGAUGUAGAAAAAAACAAUGAAGAUGUAACUGCAGAAAAUGAUACAAAAGUGUUUACUACAGAAAAAGACAAAGACGUAACUGCUGAAAAUGAUACAAAAAUAUCUACUACAGAAAAAGAAAAGUCUAAUAAUGAGAUUAAUGAUAACAAGGAACAUUUUCACGAAGAAACAAUUCAUGAUAACAAAGUAACUAGGCCAUCAGUUUCUUCAAUUAACAAUACAACUAAGGAUAAUAAAAAUCACAGUGAAAGCUGCAAAAGUGAUUUAAAAAAUAAUAGCAAAGAUAAUGAAAGUGAAAUAAUAGAGGAUACAGAAAUGAAUCAAUGUGAUUUAACAAAUAAAUCUGGGGAGGAAAAUGUAAAUGAAUCAGAGGAAAAGGAAAAAGAUGUGUCGAGCAUCAUUGAUGAGACAGAAACAUUAAAGAAUCAAAUACAUUUAGACGAUACAGUAAUUGUAGACGAAAACAAGGUCGAAGAGACCUUAGAGAAGCAGCAAGAUAUGACCAAUGAACAGAAUACAGAACUAGAAAUUAUUAUAGAUGUUGACAAGCUUAAUAGUGCAACAGAUACCGUUAAAUUAGAUCUUUUGAAUGGUGAAAAACUUAAUCAGGCAGAAGAUGGAGAUGAAGACGAAAGUGAUGUUGUGUUAAUUACUGCAGAUAGUAAUAACGAUAUAGUACAAUGCGCGAAAAUCACGGAAGAAACAAUUAUAGCAGACAGCUCACAGGAGAAAGAAAAAUUAGAGGAGACUAUAAAGAAUCUCGAAGACUUGAUCGAAAACACUACAACUACGAAUAACAAAUGCGAAGAACGGGAAAAUUCGAAUCUUAUUUCGAAUGAUAGCUCCAUGGAUGCGGCUAAUAUGAUCCUGAAAGAAGUAUUUGAUCUCGCAGCUGCCGAAGUUCAAAAAAGAGAGGACAUCAAUAACACGAAAGGCUUGGACGAUAAUGAAAUGGAGACCCUGGAGAAUAUAACGCGCGAAAUACGCAAUAGCGCGGAUAUGCCAUCUUUGGAUCCAAUCAACAUUAUGGAUAUAGAUGAUGACAAUGAUAUCACAUUAAAUUAAUUAUGUUAUAUUGUUAUCAUCAUCUAUCACACACAAUCAUCAUAUAUAUUCUGUACAUGAUUAUGCACGUGAUUGUGUGUGCAAUUUCAUAUCUGUCUGCAAAUCCAGAUAAUUUGAUUGAUUUGAAAGAAAAGAGAAAACUAUGGAUAUCUCUUUAUAAAUAUAUCCUUU
This is a messenger RNA of Camponotus floridanus (Florida carpenter ant), 3966 nucleotides long. Its product is annotated as protein slender lobes. Lineage: Eukaryota; Metazoa; Arthropoda; Insecta; Hymenoptera; Formicidae. The transcript has 4 exons. Gene Ontology annotation, molecular function: zinc ion binding. Bases 457 to 3795 code for a protein of 1112 amino acids. The record is from RefSeq and is a predicted model, not a curated record. Gene Ontology annotation, cellular component: nucleus.